UACAUAAGUUCUGUCAGGUUUUAAAAAAAAUCUUUUUGUUAGAUGAUCUUUCUGUUGAAGACUCCUCUUCCAAAACAACAAGUUGACAAUAAAAUAAAACUUAAAUGUAGCUGUAUAAAAAGUCUGCAGCACAAAUUUCAACUGAAGUUAAUAUUUGCCUUCAGUGUAACAAAACAGCUGCACUGCAUAUGACACACACAGCUUCUUCACAGAGGUGAAGAGCAUGAAGGUGUGUGUUGUUCAGCUAAUAGUCUUCAUUUGCAAUUUGUUUGUUUAUGUUAAAUGUUAUGAAUGGAGGAAUUAAAGUUCAGUCAGUUGAUCUCCAUGAUUCCAGUCAGCACUGUUUCAUGCGUGUCAUGAAGAAAGUGAAGCACACAGUCUGACCAGAUGUCCCUCAGCUCAGCAGCUCCUGCAGGUCACAGCUCCAGUCCCUUCCGUGACACAAAAUAAUAAUAAUAAACUCAUUCAUAAAGCCAUCGACUUUUAUUUUGAAAAUAUGACCCCUCCGUCACUCAGCCUGCCGUAAAGUGCGUCAGUGUUGUCGUGAAUGUUUGUUGAUCUGUGCUGUCCACAGUAUCUGUAGAGCUUCAUGUAGUGUCUGUGUGAAGUGUCGGGGAUUGUUUCCUUGGACAGGAUUCAUUUAGAUAAACAACAGUUGUUCUCGGUUGUCAGUUAAAUGUUAGCAGCAGCAGUUAAACAGCAGAGAGCGCUGACGACGAUGAUGAUGAUGAAGUUGAUGAACAUGAUGAUGAUCCCGUGAUGGACACAGACGGACCGUCUCGGCUCGUUAGCCUGAGUGACAGUGAAGCACUUGAUUCGGUGACAGAUGCCAUCCGGGACAGGGCGGAGACGGAGUGUGGACACAACAGGUUCGACCCGCUUCACACGGCUUGAGAGCAGGAAACCCGGUUCCUCCCGCGCGGCGUUUGUCACAACGGACGUUUUAACGGCUGGUUAGCUAGCACAUCAGUUAGCCACUCAGUUAGCUAACAACAAACUUCACGUCAGACGCUGCGAGCUCUGCUGCUGCCGUCGUACAAACAAUGUCCCUUUUUUUUAAGCUGGUGAGUAGAUCAGAUUAAGUGCGAUUAAACGGGAUCCUCAACCUCUUCAUCUGCUGGCAUGGAGUCGGACGACGAUGUGCCUCUCAUCUUGACCUGGGACGAGGCAAACAGCGGGCUGCUCAGCGAGGAGGCUGAGAGAGGAGACGAAAGCAGGCAGCUGGUUGCCGUGAGGAUCAGACCCAUAACGAGAGUCCGGUAGUGAUCUCAUCGUACGCCUCGACGUUAGAACUAGGCUGCACCGAUGGAGGAGGAGGCAAUUAUGACAUAGUGAACAACGCUGUGAUCUCCACGCCUGGGCCCCAGAACCACAGAGGCCAAAAUGUGUCCUUACGGCAGAGCUGGGAGAUGAACUACCAAGAAGCAGCCAUCUACCUGCAGGAGGGAGAGAACAAUGACAAGUUCUUCACCCAUCCUCGAAACCCGAAGGCGCUGGCAGCGUACCUGUUCGCCCACAACCACCUGUUCUACAUGAUGGAGCUUCUGACGGGCCUCCUGCUGAUGAUGCUGUCUCUGUGUGAAGCUCCCGCGGUGCCCUCGCUGCGCCUGGACGUCUACGUCCACGCCACUCUGGAGCUGCUGGCUUUGGUUAUGGUGGCGUUUGAGCUAUGCAUGAAACUUCGCUGGUUGGGUUUCGGCACCUUCAUACGACACAAGAGGACAAUGGUGAAGACGUGUGUGUUGCUGCUGCAGUUCGUGGAGGCCAUAGUGGUUCUGAUCAGACAGACGUCUCACGUCAGAGUGACUCGAGCUCUCAGGCCAAUUUUCCUGGUGGACUGUAGAUACUGCGGCGCUGUACGCAGGAAUUUGCGUCAGAUCUUCCAGUCCCUCCCACCUUUUAUUGACAUCCUCCUACUGCUGCUCUUCUUCAUGGUUAUAUUUGCUAUCUUGGGUUUCUGUCUCUUCUCUCCAAACACUUCUGACCCGUACUUCAGCACUCUGGAGAACAGCCUCGUCAGUCUGUUUGUGCUGCUGACCACAGCAAAUUUCCCAGAUGUGAUGAUGCCGGCGUACUCCAAGAACCGCUGGUCCUGUGUUUUCUUCAUUGUUUACCUCUCCAUAGAGCUCUACUUCAUCAUGAACCUGCUCUUGGCUGUGGUGUUCGAUACAUUUAACGAUGUCGAGAAGAUGAAGUUUAAAUCUCUUCUGCUUCACAAACGCUCUGCCAUUGACCACGCCUUCCAGCUGCUGGUUAGCCGCCAGAGGCCGAUGGGCGUGUCGCUCAAACAGUUUGACGGUCUGAUGCGGUUUUACAGACCUCGGAUGUCUGCAAGAGACCGCUUCCUCACAUACAAAGCUCUGAACACCUCGGGGGCGCCUAUGCUCAGUUUACAGGACUUUUAUAAGUUCUAUGAGGUCACAGGCCUUAAAUGGAAGGCGCGGCGCAGUGGAGAGCAUUGGUUUGAUGACCUUCCACACACGACCUUCCUCAUUUUCAAAGGCAUCAACCUGCUUGUGAAGUCAAAAGGCUUCCAGUAUGCCAUGUAUGCGGUGGUGGCCAUCAAUGGUGUGUGGAUCCUCGUGGAGACGUACACGCUGAAUAGUGGAUUUUCUUGGUCCAGAUUUGUCCCCUGGAGUUACAUUGUUUUUCUGACCAUUUACGGUGUAGAGGUGUUAUUGAAAAUUUCAGGUUUGGGGCCGAUGGCUUAUUUCAGCUCUGGGUGGAAUCUGUUUGACUUCUCAGUGACUGUGUUUGCCUUCCUGGGUCUGAUCGCUCUCGCCUUUGAUAUGGAGCCGUUUUAUUUCAUCGUAGUUCUCCGACCCCUUCAGCUGCUCCGGCUGUUUAAGAUAAAGCAGAGGUAUCGUAACGUGUUGGACACCAUGUUCGAGCUCUUCCCCAGGAUGGCCAGUCUGGGCUUGACCUUAAUCAUCUUCUACUACUCCUUUGCCAUUGUGGGGAUGGAGUUCUUCGCAGAUGUGGUUUACCCCAACUGCUGCAACGCCAGCACAGUGGCAGACUCCUACAGACAGAUCAACAUCACCAUUGGCAACAAGACAGUGUUGGAAGAGGGCUAUUACUAUCUCAAUAACUUCAACAACAUUCUCAGCAGCUUUGUGACUCUGUUUGAGCUGACUGUGGUCAAUAACUGGUACAUUACCAUGGAAGGAGUCACCUCUAUGACGAGCCACUGGAGCCGACUCUACUUCAUGACCUUUUACAUAGUUACCAUGGUGGUGAUGACCAUCAUUGUGGCGUUCAUUCUGGACGCAUUUGUCUUCCGAAUGAACUACAGCCGCAAGAACCGGGAACCAGUAGAGAACCCAGAGGAUGAAAACGGGAUAGUAUUUGAAGUAGAGGUGAGUCGAGACGAAGCUCUGGCCACUCUGGAGCUGUACAAACAGACCUGCCCGGGUCAGUCCUCCCUCAGCUCCCUACAGGGGGUCCUGACAGCCAUGGACAGAGGAGGGCACUUGUCUCUAGUGUACCUUGGCCGUAGGUCUAGAACGAAGAGUGACCUCAGCAUAAAAAUGUACGAGGAGGAGAUACAGGAGUGGUAUGCCGAGUAUUCGAGGGAAAACCUGCCUCAGUCCGACCAAAGCCUGGAGCUGGAUCCGGAGAGUCCCGCCCCUGACCUGUCUACCUGCCCAGAGCCGCAGCUCAACUCACAGACUGGACCUCACAGCAUCAACUAACGCACACUUUGCAGGCAGAGCAUACACACCACCAUCGCAGCAUUUUUUAUUUUUAAAUGCUAAGGAACGCCAUCACUCCAGGUCGCUUUCAGUUUCCCCGCUCACGAUCCUCAUUUGGCACAGCUGGGAAACUGGUCCGGGACCUUUUGGACUGUCGGGAGAGUGAGACGAGUUAUUGAUGACUGAAAGAAGGACAGCAGUGCAGCUCUGUCCCUCGAACAGUGAAGCGGGAAUGUUGCCCUCUUUUGGCCUUUUCAAAGACUGCAGCAAGUAUUACCAGAGCCUGCAGGACUACAGUAUUCUGUGGAUGUAUACUACUGUAGGCCUUAUGUGACCUCUUGUAAAUCAUGUAAUACUUAAACCUGAUGCCUUAGUCCAGUGGCUCCAAUGAUCAGUAUUAACCCAGACACUACUUCUACUAAGUUCUCUAAAGACCAAAAGUAUAAACAGUUCCACUCCUUUCUUCUCAACAAGACAAUUACAUUGUAUCUCCUGACUAAUGUCUCAACAGACUAUUAUACUUUUAUAUAACUUCUUAUUCUGUAAUGUAUUUGAGUUAGUUAAGAAGGGAUUUUAUUAAAUUGUUCAAAUUGUCA
Messenger RNA from Acanthopagrus latus (yellowfin seabream), 4291 nucleotides. RefSeq names its product two pore segment channel 1 (gene tpcn1). Gene Ontology annotation, cellular component: lysosomal membrane; endosome membrane. Gene Ontology annotation, biological process: monoatomic ion transport; transmembrane transport. NCBI's taxonomy places the organism in Eukaryota, Metazoa, Chordata, Actinopteri, Spariformes, Sparidae. The record is from RefSeq and is a predicted model, not a curated record. Bases 1410 to 3695 code for a protein of 761 amino acids. Gene Ontology annotation, molecular function: voltage-gated channel activity; monoatomic ion channel activity. The transcript is spliced from 27 exons.